UGGAUAUCAUAUGAAGAGCAACUCAUCUCUUUCUGUCUUGUUCUUCAUACAACGCUUAUAUAUACAUCUCAACCUCUGUUUCUUGCUUCCUCGUCUCUCUCUCUCUCUCUCUCUCUCUCUCUCUCCCUCCACUGCAAUGUAUCCUUCCAAACCAGUUGAGUCCGCACCUCCGGUGACAGGGGUGCCUGUGACGCUGAAUCCUAAUAUCCAUCACGUCCAAUCCCCGGUUCCAGUACUAUGGUCUACAGGCCUCUGCGACUGCAUGGAUGAUGUCGGAAAUUGCUGUCUAACUUUCUGGUGUCCAUGCAUUACAUUUGGCCGGAUUGCAGAAAUAGCGGAUAGAGGCACAACUUCAUGUGGGACGGCCGGAGCACUGUACGUGAUUAUAGCGCUCUUGACUGGGUGCCAAUGGAUAUACUCGUGCUCUUACCGAUCCAAGCUCCGACGGCAGUACAACCUGCCGGACUCCCCUUGCUGCGACUGCUGUGUUCACUGGUGCUGCGAUGCCUGCGCCUUGUGUCAAGAGUAUAGAGAGCUCAAGAACCGUGGAUACGACAUGACUAUAGGGUGGCAAAUGAAUAUGGAAAGAAGGGGCCAGGGGACGACCCAACCACCAGUUAUGCAAGGAGCUAUGUUGCGGUAAUGAGAAGCUGAGUAUAUGGAAACGGUGAAGCAUCAUAUAUGUGAAAGGCUUGCUUAUGUGUUUGUGUGUGUGUGCGCGGUUCCCUUCUCUGCUUCAUUCCUCCUUGUUUUAUUUGAUGCUGCUGAAUAAAAUACAAGGGAGAGGCAGAUGGGGCGGUGGAUUAGGUAGCAUCUUUUGUAGUUAACCAUUCGGAGGACCAUCUAUAGAAGCUAGGGUGAGAUGGAGCUGCCUACGGCUCUUCGUGAUGUGCUGCUUUUUAAUUUUUUUGGUUGUAUUCGUACACGUUAUGUAUGAUAUUUUGAUUUUUAGUUAAAAAAAUAAAAUAAAAUACAAAGUGUUGAAUUAAAUGAGUAGAUGAUGUUGCCAAAAUAAAAGGUUGUGAGUUGAAGUUGACUUAUUUGAAGUUGAUUUA
Molecule: messenger RNA, 1055 nt
Organism: Phoenix dactylifera (date palm)
Lineage: Eukaryota; Viridiplantae; Streptophyta; Magnoliopsida; Arecales; Arecaceae
Product: cell number regulator 10-like
Source: RefSeq, a predicted model, not a curated record